Molecule: messenger RNA, 855 nt
Organism: Patiria miniata (bat star)
Lineage: Eukaryota; Metazoa; Echinodermata; Asteroidea; Valvatida; Asterinidae
Product: lactadherin-like
Exons: 5
Coding region: 1-648 (215 amino acids)
Source: RefSeq, a predicted model, not a curated record
AUGGCGCCAAUGGGCCUUGUUUACCUAGGUAACGCGGACGGCGAGGUUAGGUCGUGUAAUUUCUACGGCCGUCCACCCAAGCCUGUGCCCGGUGAGCGCUGGAUGAAGACGGCACUGCGAGAGGCGUACCAACGAUGCAAUCAGCAGAAUUACACUGGCCCUACAGGUUGCUGCAACGGGAAGCCACUCGGUAUGAAGGAUCGCUCUAUCCCAGACAGUAGCAUCACGGAAUUGAGGCAUUACGGAGGAUGGGUGACAGCCUUAGCGCGACUAGAUGAUAGCAGAUGCUGGGGUUUUUUCCCGUCUAAUGGGUACAGCUGGAUACAGGUCGACCUCGGUGCCAUGUACAGUGUUUCCGGUCUGAUCACUAGAGGUCAUCCGGGGCACUUCUGGGUGCUUGAAUAUCAAGUCUCAUACAGCUUCGACGGGGAUAAUUGGCGUAAUGUGACCGAGGCAAGCGGGACAACCAAGACAUCGCCUGAACAGGUGGAAGCCCCUAAGAAGUUCACAGGAAACAUCGACGGGAGCUCCCAUGUAACCACUCAGUUCCCGAUGGCCGUGCGCACCCGAUUCCUUCGAAUUGAACCCACACAGUGCACUCGUUUCUGUUGCCUUCAGUUUGAGGUGUUGGGUUGCUCUGAUAUAUAAAAGAAGAAAAGAAAAAGGAAUGAACAGUUUCGUGCCACUUUCAUUACUCAAACCUAUGGGGACAGAGCUCGUCAAACCAAAAUUAGGUAUCGUCGCCAUCAUGCAAAACUAUUACGGCAGGCUUGAUGAGAGUGUAAUUCAUAUAACAUUCGAAAGAUAUAUAGUCGUGUUACUAUCUGUGCUGAAGUGAAGACAGGUUUUUUUUCA